AUGAGCUUCUUAUCAAAAACUUUAGUUAUCAUUUCAAUACUUCAAUUGAUCCAUUCAGGAUAUUCCACAUAUGAAUUUAACCAAGUAAUCAAACAAUUAAAUCUAAAGAAAACAUUGACUAUUAGCACUUCCGCUUCCAAUUAUAAUACUUUUGCUUCUAGCUUACCAAUGGAUAUUCAAUAUGAAGCCUUAUUUGCAUUAUUUUUAUUUACUAUUGGUAUUUUUUUUUCAUUUGAAACCGUGAGUUAUAUUCCAUUAUCCUCCAAGAAAGUUGUUCAGACCGCAGAAUAUUUGCAACCGAUUGAUAUGAAUAGAGCCAGUAUAUUAGAUAACUUACAAGAAAUUGAUCCAUAUGGUGGAAUUAACAACACACCCAUGUUAACUGAUUUAUUGCAAAAAAGAAGGGAAUACAGAGAAUGGGCCAAAAAAAAUGGACUUGGUGAUGAUAUUAGCGAUGAUAAAGAUCAGGUUGUUAAAAUUGUAAAUGGCACCAGUGAUUCUAAGCAGUUUGAUAAGGCAUUGGAUGUUGCCACCAAAGCAGUUACUGAAAGAGAUAAUAUAAAAAAUAAUAGCACCAAGACUAAAAGAGGUAAUAAGAAGUAA
Messenger RNA from Saccharomycodes ludwigii, 603 nucleotides. RefSeq names its product Emc5p (gene EMC5). Gene Ontology annotation, cellular component: EMC complex. The transcript has a single exon. Bases 1 to 603 code for a protein of 200 amino acids. The record is from RefSeq and is a predicted model, not a curated record. Gene Ontology annotation, biological process: protein folding in endoplasmic reticulum. NCBI's taxonomy places the organism in Eukaryota, Fungi, Ascomycota, Saccharomycetes, Saccharomycodales, Saccharomycodaceae.